Molecule: messenger RNA, 387 nt
Organism: Microsporum canis CBS 113480
Lineage: Eukaryota; Fungi; Ascomycota; Eurotiomycetes; Onygenales; Arthrodermataceae
Exons: 4
Coding region: 1-387 (128 amino acids)
Source: RefSeq, a predicted model, not a curated record
AUGCCCGAGUCUCUCAAUGAGAAUAAGCCUCCGGUUCCAGCUGAGCCGGGUAUGAAGAACCAGAUCGUCGUCGACGACUACCGGCGGAUAGAUAAGAUUCUUGACGAAGAGAGAACAUACCUCCUAAACAUAGUCACGAAGAUCAAGAAAGCGAAGUCUAAUGUGCUUUCAUCCAAAAUCUUUGGAUACAAAAUAUUUGCAUUCGCAAAAUAUGAGCAGGAGCAGCGAAUGAUGAUUGGUUUGAAUGUGUACAAGGAUGUAAAUAUACGUGAGCUUGAAGAGUUUAGGUGCAGGGCCUUCAUCUUCGUCCAAGCCAUGUCGCCCAGUUCUUUCAACUUUGAAAAUGCCCACGGAACCCCUUAUGUUCUAGCUGACAGGGAUGCUUAG